Messenger RNA from Knipowitschia caucasica, 2208 nucleotides. The record is from the annotation of a GenBank genome assembly. NCBI's taxonomy places the organism in Eukaryota, Metazoa, Chordata, Actinopteri, Gobiiformes, Gobiidae.
AUGUCCGUUUACGGCAGGAUUGGGACGUGCAAGGCGACAAAAGCUAAAGUAGCUAAUGCUAACAGAGUCUGUAUUAGCUAUAAAGUAACGCUGAAAGACUGGAGAAGAAGGCUCAGAAGGUUCAUUUUAAGACUGCACCUGAGUGACCCCUUUACAUGGGCAGCAGGAGAGAUAGCCCGACACAGCCAUGAAGCCACCAGCCACAGUAUCCCCAUCUUAUCUCAGCUGCUAUACCAAAUAGUGCUUUCAGUCCGUUUGCAGUCCACUCACUGCCAGGUUACAGGUCCUCUUCAGAUGGCGUUCUGCCUGGCUGAGCUGCACUUGUGGUCCACCAAGAGCUCACUGCAAGUCAAUGAUACAGAUAUUGGCACCUAUCAGUACUACGAUAAAGGAGAGCCAGCUGGCCCACUUGAGCAUCACUAUUACAAUGAGAAACUGCAUUACUCUGAAGCACGAGGAUAUACAUGGAACCCUAAAAAUCGCAGACCUGAGAAGCUUCGUGAUUCGCUGAAAGAGUUGGAGGAACUGUUGUAUACCAACAUCUGUGUUCACACCAGAUGGAAAAGCAAGCACUGUUGCCAGUUGAUUUUGAGCAAUGGAAUACUUGUAACCCUGUCACUGAAUGGACCUCAGCUGGAACAAGUGUGUGUGGAUCGUACAUUAGUUGGACGACUUCCAGCCAACACUGUGACUGAUGCAGUCAUCACUGAUAGGCUGAUGUUGUUGUCUUUCCUGGAGAAAAGCCAACUCUGUGCAAUAUACAUCAACAAAAAGAACCUCACUUCAUCAGAGACUUUACGAAAAGUAGAGAAACUUUCUCCGUCUGACAUCAAGAUUUUCAGUGUGGACGUGAGUGGCCCUGGGCAUAGGCUACACAGACGAGUCGCUCUCAAUCAGCAACAAGAUGUAGCUCUGUUUUGGUGGAGCCAGGAUGAGAUUGAAAAAGAGCUGUGGCCAUGGGAUCCUACCGACGCACAAUGGCACAACUUGGUUCUGCUCAAUUUGUCACCCAACGACGGUCUCAAGGUUCUGAAUUCCGUACGCACUGAGGGGACUCCAAACAUCAUCAGAGGGCCCACCUGCUGCUCCAGUCACCCUUCAGAGAGCAUGCUUCUCCUGGGGUUAAAGGAUUCCUCUCUGGUGCUCUACGACCAGCGACGGGGUGUUUCUCUUCUUGCAUCUUGCCUUGUGCCCCCUGCCCUUUUGGCUUGGCAUCCAUCUGGGGCUGUGGUGGUUGUUGGUGGACAGGAUGAGCUGAUGUGUUUCGAUGUAGGCUUGGCUCCAUUAGGCUUGGCAUUGGUAAAUGAAGACAUGACAUCAGCUGCUACUCUACCUCUUGCCCAACACCUGCGCCUCUCUGGAAGCCUGGAGGGAUUACACUGGGGCUCGGGGCUGGAUGGAGAUCCAGAGGGCACGAUGACCCUAAUGUUGACAUUUCACACGGGACCUCUUGGUUUAAUGAGAUUUGGGGCUUUGUCUGGAAGCCAAAUGGGUCCAGAGAAGCUGCUGCAGCAAAGACUGCGCUGUGGUCAGGUGCAGGAGGCUCUGGGUAUUUUGGAGGCUCUGGACUUUAACACUACAGGGGACCAGUGCUUCAGAGGCCUCAGCUCCAUCAUCAACCACCUGCUCAGACUUCCGCUCAACACUGAGAGAGAGGAACAACUUGAAGCAGCCCUGGGUGUGUUUUAUGCUGCUCCUACAACUUUAUGUGAUGCCGUGAUUUUGGAGUAUCGUGAUCCCGUGAGAAAGUACGCCCGUCGCUUUUUUCACCACCUCCUCAGGCACCAGCGUUUUGAGAAGGCCUUUCUACUUGCUGUAGAUUUGGAGGACAGAGACCUGUUUAUGGACCUCCAUUAUGUCGCCAGCGAUAAGGGUGAGGUGGUGCUCGCCGAUGUGUCCAGGAGAAAAGCUAAUGAAAUCGAGGCCCAGGUCGACGCAGGCUUGACGAGUGGAGCUAAUGGUGAGCCUGCUCCCAGCCUUGGGGCCAGAGCCAGUGCAACAGGACCCUGGCCGCCCUCCGCUCUCACAACACGUGACCGAAAAUUAAGUCAGAGAAGUCAAGUGUCUGAAGCCCUGCGUGUGACGGUGAGCGCCGAUGCCUUCAGGACUCGCAGACACUACGGUCUUUCAGAAGCUGACAAAGCCACUGCAAUUGAAGAAGAUGAAGACCCUGGGACCCUUCAAGUAGUGCAUUUAGGAAUGGUUUGA